Molecule: messenger RNA, 1567 nt
Organism: Sander lucioperca (pikeperch)
Lineage: Eukaryota; Metazoa; Chordata; Actinopteri; Perciformes; Percidae
Gene: cdk7
Product: cyclin-dependent kinase 7
Exons: 12
Coding region: 165-1196 (343 amino acids)
Biological process (GO): protein phosphorylation; positive regulation of transcription by RNA polymerase II
Cellular component (GO): nucleus; cytoplasm; transcription factor TFIIK complex
Molecular function (GO): cyclin-dependent protein serine/threonine kinase activity; RNA polymerase II CTD heptapeptide repeat kinase activity; ATP binding
Source: RefSeq, a predicted model, not a curated record
CUUAUAUAAACCUAGCUUACAAGUUGCUUUAGCGUUCUCAGUGUUGAACCGGUAGGUGACGGUGUCGGCCAAUAUAAAACCUCUUCUGACCCGGAAAAAGAAUGUACGGACCUUUAACAAGACAGGAAGUGUCUCCUGAUGAAACUGACAGUUAGCUAGCUAUCAUGGCGCUUGAUGUAAAAUCCAGAACUAAACGAUACGAGAAACUGGACUUCCUUGGAGAGGGUCAGUUCGCCACAGUGUACAAAGCCAGGGACAAAACGAAUGAUACCAUAGUUGCCAUUAAAAAGAUUAAGGUUGGCCACAGAACUGAGGCUAAAGAUGGUAUUAAUAGGACUGCUCUUCGAGAGAUCAAACUGCUGCAAGAACUGCAUCAUCCAAACAUCAUUGGGCUGCUGGAUGCCUUUGGACACAAAUCCAACAUCAGCCUGGUGUUUGAUUUCAUGGAAACAGAUCUGGAGGUGAUCAUCAAAGACACCAGCCUAGUCCUGACUCCGGCCAACAUCAAAGCUUACAUCCUCAUGACUCUACAGGGAUUAGAGUAUAUGCACCACCACUGGGUCCUACACAGGGAUCUGAAGCCCAAUAAUCUGCUGUUAGAUGGCAACGGAGUGUUGAAGUUGGCUGAUUUUGGUUUGGCCAAAGCAUUUGGCAGCCCCAACAGAGUCUACACGCAUCAAGUUGUUACCAGGUGGUACCGCUCCCCCGAGCUCCUUUUUGGUGCCAGGAUGUACGGUGUGGGUGUUGACAUGUGGGCAGUGGGAUGCAUCUUGGCAGAGUUACUCCUUCGGAUACCGUUCCUUGCUGGAGACUCGGACCUUGACCAGCUAACUAAGAUCUUUGAGGCUCUUGGGACGCCCACAGAAGAAACAUGGCCUGGAAUGAGUAGUCUACCAGACUAUGUGUCUUUCAAAAUAUUCCCUGGCACACCUCUGGAACAUAUAUUUAGUGCAGCUGGAGACGACUUACUAGAGCUGCUACAGAGCUUCUUCACCUUUAACCCCUCGACGAGGACCACAGCAACACAGGCUCUGACGAUGAGGUACUUCAGUAACCGACCUGCUCCCACUCCUGGUCCCCAACUCCCCCGACCCAACUGUGCAGCUGAGGCUCUGAGGGAGAAGGAAACAAUCGGCCUGAAGAGGAAACUCGAGGGCCCAGAGACAGCUAUAAUGAAGAAGAAGCUCAUUUUCUGACCAGAUGAGACCGGUUAAUCAGAUGAUCACCAUUUUCACACCAUUGUGUGGGUCAGCUACCCGGCAUUGCUCACGAUCGUCCACUGGAAUGGGGAAAAAAAGAUGUCCAGCGGAGGCAAAAAGGCUCAGAUGUAGUUGACUUUAGGACAUUUUAGAGGUUUUAGAUGUUAAAUCAGUUGAUAAUUGUGUCUAAGUUUCGCUCUACCUGUCCAAGGUGCUGCUGUGUGUAGCAUCCCAUCAACUGAUGUACAAUAGAAGUCAAUAGCGUUGGCUUUGGUCUUUCUUCAUUGUAACAAUGAUGCCUAAGCUCUGGGAGCCUGUUGUAAUAUGUAUAUUUAUGUGACUGAAAAUAAGAACAACCAACCAAACAA